Dibothriocephalus latus is the source of this 2145-nucleotide messenger RNA. Lineage: Eukaryota; Metazoa; Platyhelminthes; Cestoda; Diphyllobothriidea; Diphyllobothriidae. The record is from the annotation of a GenBank genome assembly.
AUGGCGACCAGACUACCUGCACUGACGCCAAAAGCAGCAACUGUUCAAAAUGACGAUGUGUCAGCCGCGGAAAAAGCAAAAGCGGCUAUGGCGCUGAUAGAGAAUGAAGCCCUGGCAGAUAUUAGAGUUGUAUGGCACGCUAAAAUGAAUGUCAACCCCAUCGAGGAUCUACCCUCACGCACAACAACUCACGGCUUUCCACCAAAACUAGCUCAAGAGUAUCCCGACUUGGAGUUUCUACCGGCGACCUUUAAAGACCCCCUGGCAAACCUCAGGCUCGACGAAGAAAUACCCGUCUGGUCGCCACCAGGGGAGCACGGAGGGGCUGAGCCGAGAACCAAACAAUCACGUCGUCUAUCGCGCCUUCUUGGACGCAAGACCACCAGCAGAGGCGGUAAAAGGCUGGGAUUUCUGAAGACAAUCCCCGACAAGUCAUUGCCAGUGCCACCGCUUGUUCGCAGUGCUUACUUCUACUCUUACGGCAGAUGUCCAGCGUGCGCCGGCUUUUAUAGACAGCCAAUGAGAGCGAUCGAGUGUAGUCUCUGCGAAAAGGCCCGCAGUACUAACCGUAAACGCGCCUUCGGUCAUCACACCUCUCAGCGGAUCAGUAAUUCCACAAAGGACGGCACGUUAGAGCACUUGAUUGGAAAGACUAAACGAAAGAUCUCUGAUGGUAGGGCCAGAGAUACAGUACGGCAGCUGGGAUGCAUGCUUGAGGAUGUCGGUGUGGUGGACACCCUGGAGGUGAAUGCACCCUCCAUCGAGACUAGAAUGAGUUUCCGCUUGAUACCACCAAGUUCAAGGUCCAAGACUGAAGUUUCCACCACCACCAUCUCUGAGUCACCCAAUUUCUACAAACAGGCUGAUGACGCGGAGAGUUUUCAUACCAUGAGUACUCAGAGUUACGGAGACCAGCUUUCUGUGACGAUGCAAACUAGUCAGUUUUUGCUCCGAAAAAAGGAGCGAUUCACGCCGAGGAAUCAGUUAAAGCCGGAUGUGAUGGAUUUAAAGUACAUGUAUCCCGGCUCUACCCUUCUGUCCGCCAAGCUAAAAGACUAUGACUGCCACGUGCCCCUCAUUUCCUAUGACACGAAUGAGAUGCGCGAACUAUACACCGUGACAAUCCUCAAGGAUACCUGCUUGAGGCGACUGCUUGCCUUUCGAAAUCUCUCCACCCUGCCCCCCGAACUGCAUUACAUCAAGAAUAUUAAAAAGAAGGAGGAGUCGGAUGACUCCCUACCGGGUGUAAAGACUCUGGAUGCUGAUGGCGAUAAGGACCAGCAAUUUAGAGUGACCAUGGAGAACACCGCAAAGAGCAUCCUCAGUGAGUUGGCGAACCAAUUCUACGAGGCAGACUAUGUGGUGCUCUCCCUCUUCACAAACUGGCUCGAGCGUGCCCGCAAAGAUACCUGCUUGUUGUGUUUGCAGACAGCCGAUGAGAUAGAUGCCUUCCUGCAUAUUAUGGGUCGUGAAAUUGUGAAUGAUAUUUUCAAGCCGGCUGGCAACGCGCGGAUGCAGCUUCUGUUUGUGCUCGCAACCGCCUCCGAGGAUGCUCGCCUGCGGCAUAACCUCUGGAUCGGUGUUAAGGUUUGGCUCGAGCCCCUGCUACUAAGUCUACUUGUCGAAUCGACGGGCACACGAGAGGAGGCCUGUUACACUCUGGCCUAUCUCUUCAGUUCCAACACGCUGGUCAACGACAUGCGACACAACUACGAACUGGACAUCCCCUUUGACGUGGCCUCUGUGGUCCUACGGGCACUGGAGAUGCGGCCAGAGAGUUUUAUGCACUUCUUUUGUCUGCUGGCCUACAUGAUUGAGGGCUGUCCUUGCUACAGCAUCCUCAACUGCCUGAUUGACAAGGCACCAAAGACGAAGAUCACGGUGUUCCGUCAACGCUGGCCUCUGCUCAUCUACUACGCUUUUAGACACUGGGAACAUAGUUACCUCUUUGUGAGCCCCUUCUGCCCGAAACGCAUCAGCGAGGCCAUGCUGGUGGCCUAUGGUGACCCAGUCUCGCGAAAGGCUGCCAGGAUGGCGCUGUGUGCCAUCAGCAUCCGGACACAUUUCAUUAUACCUGUGGUGACCUGUUGGCUCAACCAGUGGACCAACAGGGACGACGAGUCGUCUGAGGGAAAAAGUGACUAA